AUGCCUUCACAGCUGGAUGAGGAAAUGGCCAAGUUCAAGGAAUACGAAGCAACGACGAGAGCAGAACAGAACCAACAGCUUCGCGACCGCGCGAAACGCCAGACGAUCGACUCGACUCAGUUCUUCGAAGGGGCGACGAAGGCAUUGGAACGCUUCAACAGCUAUGGCCUAGUGCUAAACGAUGCUGUGCAGAGGGCCUUGGUCACAGCUAGAGAAACACGGCAGCUAUCAAGCAAAGGGAAGCUACGGGCUACAUGGGUACCUGCAGAUAUCGAAGCAGCAAAGAAGUUACUGAAUGAAGCACAGAAGGCACCCGGCGAAAGCAGUCCAGACCCGGUUCUUCCAUGUAUUACGGCAGCACCGGACCCGGAUGACUCGAGCCGUGUUCUAUCCCCGCAAAGAAUUAAGAGUGGUGAUCGUACCGAGCCUGCCCUGACAGGAAAACGGCCAUCCCUAGAGCCACCGUGGACUGAACCUGGAGCUAAGCGAAUGCGCGUUGAUGGGCUGGGUUCUGGGGAAUCUAUGCCCCCACAACCUAGAGCUCUCCGGGACUCCUGUCAACCGGUCGAGUCAAUCGAGAAUAGCGCUUAUCCGGAAGAAGCUGUCGUGGUCCACGACGAUGUGACGCCCACGAAGCUCCUAUUCGAGAUGUCCGAAGCGUCGUUGAAACGUCUUCAACCCGGGGGGUGGCUCGACGACUGUGCGGUCUACGCAGCAUUCCAGAUCAUCAAAUACGCAGCUUCAAUCGACGUUGUUGAUUCCUUGAAGACCACCACGAAGCUGCCUUGGUCCAGCAGCGAGCAGGUUUUUGCCCCUAUACAUACUGAUGGCAACCACUGGGUCCUUGCGGUCAUCAAGAAAACCAGGAAAGAUGUUGUCGUGUAUGAUUCACUGCCAUCGCUGUCGUCUAGGGAGAAAAUCGAGGCUCAAAUUCGAAGACAUCUCCAACUAAAUCCCCGGACAGGUUACAGCUUUAUGUUCACAGGUCCGCUACUCCAAACCAAUAGUGCAGAUUGUGGGUUAUACGCCAUAGCAGUAGCCUUUUACCUAUCUGUGGGUGUCCGGUUUCCCGAGGCAAUUGACGGCUCAUCUUGGCGAGGAAUGCUAUCAACACUCUUGGGCCCAUUGUCAGAUUCUGCCCGACCGGCUCCCGGCGAUAGUGAAUCACCCCGGCAGUCAAGUUUUACGAAAGCGAAAAGCAUCACCGACCUGUCUACGCAAUUGGCCGAGGCAUUUAGGAACCAAAAGGAGCGAAUCAAGAUUCUCGACCGUGACAGCACCGUCCUGGAAAUUCUUCAACGAUUGCACGAAAGACAUUUCGAUAAUGACGAGGUGGCAUCCCGCCUGUCUUCAGCCAUAGACUUCUGCAAAAUGCGGGAAGCAAAGCAACAUAAGUUGAUGCAUGAACUUAAGGAGGUAGUGUCGCAAGCAAGAGAGAUGAUAGAGGUCUAG
Messenger RNA from Anthostomella pinea, 1452 nucleotides. The record is from the annotation of a GenBank genome assembly. NCBI's taxonomy places the organism in Eukaryota, Fungi, Ascomycota, Sordariomycetes, Xylariales, Xylariaceae.